GGGUAGGCCGGCGUGGUUGCAAGAUGUUGCGAGGGAGCCACCUCAGCGGACCAAGACUGCCUGCCUCCCUCUCUUUCUACCCGCGCUCUCUUUACACCCUACUCGCGCCUGCUCUCCCUCCCAUAGCUAUCUUUGUGCGCCCUACUUGUUAUUGGUCCUCCUAUGCCUCCCCCUUACCACACCUCGACCUCUCACUGGUUUCUAUAAUAAUAUUUUCGUUUGCCUUUCUUGGGUCAGACUUCUCCAGUAACCGCUUGAUCAGCUAAACUAUUACUUCCCCUGGCCUGCAGGCCUAAAUGGCAGUCACACCCUGGCUGAUCCGGCAAAUACUUUUCCAGUUUCCUCUUGAAGCCUUCUGCCUUUGUUUCAGCAAUAUUUAUAAGUUCGUUAGCAGAAGGUCAGAGUCGUUGACUUCAGAUGCAGUGUCGUUAAUUGUGGCACCCCCUACUUUUCUCACUCCUGUCUUCCACUCCAGUAAGGGCCUAUGGAUCAUAAUUUUGUCAGGGUGUUGGGUUGGCGUGUUGAUUAAGGUGGAGUUUGUCCUUGGGUAGAUCCCUGUAGGGUGCCGGUCGAGUGGUGGUUGGCCAGCAAGAUAAGGCGGCAGUGUACCCCGCCUUCUCACUUAAAUCAUUGGACCUGCAAGACUAAAACUUUUUAUCCUAUUACUCUCAUUUUUGAACCCUCACUGAACACUUCGGAUCAUCUAUGAUGAACUUGAGUAGAAUUUUAUGUAAGGUUGGUUGUGUUGAGUGUUGCAUGUGUGGGUGCGUGCGUGGGGUAGUGUCCUGGCAGAGGCGCGCGUGGCGGGCCUACAGUGUAGGUAGGUCGGUGUAGCGUUCGUACGCGGGAGAGGGCAGUGUGAGGUGCGCCGCCCAGCCGUGUGGAGGUAGGGCCGCCUCGUUCCCUUGUGCCGUCGCCACUGCUACCACCCGCUAAGUCUCUGCCUACACUAGUGAGCGUGUGUCCGUCUAGCUGGCUGGAGGCCGCCGCCGCUCUCCCUCCUCCUCCUCGCUUUAUACCCCCACAUCAUCCUCUACAGUAUUGCCGCACCAUGGCUUCAACUCCUCUCUUUAGCAAGGGGCACUGCCCACCAGGCCUGCUUACACUAGCCAAUCAGCAGGCCCAUCGCCACCCAUAUACUCCACAGUUCAUCAUCACACAUUGAACGAUUGUGUUUAAAAUGUUUUGAAAAAAGUGGUCAGUGUAUUUCUAAAUACUAAUGUGAACACAUUACAGUGAUGAAACUUAACAAUGUGUUAUUUGUGACAAAGGCAUAGAUGGACAUGGUGGUGGUGAUAUGGUGGUUGACACUACAAGCAGUAACUCUCAAGUGAAGGUGUAUCAUGUGUUUUACGUACUGUGAUUGUUUAACUGUGUGUCUGAAUGAGUGAGUGUGAGGAGGGAGAGUGGAAGAGCAGGAUAGGAUUGAACAAGGGAAGGGUUGAGGAGUGGGCCUUGGGUGGUAGUGACGGGUGAGUCGGGAGGCUGGUCUGGUGGGGAGUGGCAGGGACAGGACUGCUGGUCCCAGAUAGGGGAGUUAUUCCCACCACCUCCCCCCACAUGGCUACCACUCCGCAACAACCAGACCCCCUCACUCCUCCACUUCUUCACCGACGUAGCAACCCUGCAUAUGAACAUGAACUGACCAUCUCGUAAGCAAGCAAAGUACUGAUGCUUUAGUAUUCAGUGAGAGAAAUGAGCAGAAAUAAAUGCAACUAGCGCUCCUGAUGAUGGGAAGUGACCAGUACUGCCUCAAGUGGAACAAUCACUGGGCUAACCUGAUCCGUGUAUUCAACUCCUUACUGCAGUCAGAAACAUUUGUAGAUGUGACAUUAGCAUGUGAGGGGCGCCAUUUGAAGGCUCAUCGACUGGUGUUGUCAGCAUGCUCCCCAUACUUCAAGGAGCUACUUGUAGCACAUCCAGACAGACAUCCCAUUGUAAUCCUUAAAGAUGUCAGGUACUCUGAACUUCGCACUCUUAUAGAGUUUAUCUAUAAUGGAGAAGUGUCUGUUGAGCAGCAUGACCUUGCUGCACUAUUGUGCACUGCCAGAGAGCUACAGAUAAAGGGCUUGGCAGAUAAUCGCCUUCAUGGAGCACUCUCCCCUCCACAACCUAAAAGAAGAGAGUCUUGUGAGUCAGUUAGCCACACACACACAACAACCACUGCUUCUUCCACAAGUACCACAGACUCGUCAAGUGCUGUAAAAAGCAUUAGUCCUCGUCGAAAAAUUGGGUCAGAAGAUAGACCUCCACCUCCACUGACAGCCCUACCUCCUCUGACAGCCCUACAUCCAGGAUUGCCAGCAUUAAUCUCAUCUCAUGUCUCUACCUACCAAUCACGGACAUCCUCCCGGGAAUCCUCGCCUGUUCACAAACGACGAAAAGUGUCUACAGGGGGUAGUGAUGACGAAUCUAGUACUUGUGAAGAUACCAGUAAACGGUUGCGAUCAGAAGCAACAAAUGGGCAUUCGCCUUCCCACCAGGAGCAUAAUGAUAGGCAGUACACAGCUGUUGCAGGACCAUCAGGUCUCUGUCUGCAAGAUUCUAAUAGGAGAGAGGAUAGUAACAGCAGAGAUUCCAACUGGGAUGCAGACAAAUCAUCACCGUCCAUAAUAAAAAUAUCUGGAAGUCAAACAGACACCGUCACAGGGGAGACCAAAACCUCAGAUCACUCGGAAGACGACUCAGAUGAUGAACAUGGCCCCAUGACUAUCCAAUCACCAGAAGUAAUCCUGGAGGAAGGAGAGGUUGGUAUGGGAUCGACGGGUCCUCCAUCAUCUGUACCUUCACCCUCUCUGGCAGGGAGUGGACUUGGGAACACCUCCAUUACUUCUGCAGGUCUUGGGGGCUCACUUGCCCCUGGUGGUUCCCUCCCUCCACAAGUAGCACUCCUUCACCAAGCAUUAGCUUUAGGAUAUCAUCCUCUUCAUCAUUACUUUCCUUCAGGUCUCCUUGAGCAACAGCAGCAGCAGCCUCAACAACACUCUGGAGUAUCUCCUCCCAAAGACAUUAUGAAGAUUUUAGAGGUAAUGCAAGCUUUACCUCCUGGUACUCAUUUACCUUUGACACUUGGAAGUUCCUCUAAUGUUGGAGUAACCUCUAGUCUAGGGCUAGGACUGUCUGGAGCAUCUGGGUCAGCAACAAAAUCUACAGUAUCAUUAAGUGUAGCUAGGGACAAAAAUGUUGGGAGUGGCAUUACGUGUCACAUCUGUGCCAUGAUAUUACCUUCAUCCCAUCAUCUAGAAGAACAUGUGCGUAUCCAUGAGGAAGAGAAACCAUUCAAGUGUGACCAGUGUGGACAGCGCUACAAGUACCAGUCUGCAUUUCAGCGGCACCAGGAACAAAAUCAUACCGCUAAGCUUCCUGGAGAUAAACCGUUUCGUUGUGGUGUGUGUGGUCAAUGCUUUAAGUAUCAUAAGAGCUUUACUAAACAUCGCUCCAAUCACGAUGUCCUAGAUCGAAUAAUGAAAGCAGAAUCGGAUGAAGGACGACUAACAACCCGAGGCAUUCAUGAAUCUUAUCUCCAAAGACUUUUGAUAAAUGAAUCUUCAAAGAGUGAAUCUGAAGCUUCUGUGACUCUAAAAGAAGAAGGCAUAGAGUCACAGCAAGGAGCUGAGCAGCCGUCCACAUCAAAUCCCAUCACAUUUAAUGCUGCCCUUCUUCAAGCAGUUAAACCAGAAAAUGGUGUAAGAAAGUAUGAAGAUGGGGAGGAGGAGGAGGAGGAGGAGGUAGAUGGUGAGGAGGAGGAAGGGGAAUAUGAAGAAGAAAAUAAGGGUAAAUUUGUGUAUUGUGUUAAGUGCAAGUUGACAUUCCGUGAUGUAGCCAGUUUUGAAGGCCACUGCCGAAGGUCAACAGACUGCUCGCUAGAUACUUUACGAGAAGUGAAUGUAAAUGAUGGGCCUGGGUUGUCUUGCCCACCCAGCAUUGCAUCAUCUCCUCAGGCCUCACCCCGGUUGUCCCCAAGUAGUGUCUCGGGACCGCCUCGCUCUCCUCUUCCAGCCUCGACUCCUAUGGCUAUGCCAUCACCUCCUGCCACUACCACUCCUAUAGGUGGCCUUCCUCCGUCCUCAUCUGUGGCAGUUAGCACUGCCACUGCCAGUACCACCACUAUAACCCUUGGGACCAGCACUCCUCCUGGCCACAAUAGUCUCUUUAAAAUUGAUUCUCGGGGGGCCUUAUUGCUAACUCAAGCUUCCCUCACCCCAGCUUCUGAUCCUCGAGGGGAUGAAGAGCGACCGUUUAAGUGUCAGUUUUGCCAGAAAGGUUUUAAGGGUCGGGAAAACCUGAAGCUUCAUAUUCGUACUCAUACUGGAGAAAAGCCAUAUAACUGUGGUGUUUGUGGCAAGGCUUUUGGUGGCCGCUCUGAUAUGAAUCGUCACCUGCGCAUUCACACUGGUGAGAAACCAUAUCCAUGUAAGGUCUGUGGAAAGAAAUUUGCUCGUGCAGAUUACCUGUCUAAGCACAUAACCACGCACCUUGGGGUCCCAUUCGCAAAACCAGUGCAUAGUUUGCAACAGAGUCUUCAAAAUUUAGAAAAUAUGCAAAAUCUACAAAAUCUACAUAAGUUACAAAAUAUGUCUAAUGAAUAAUACCAAAAUUUCCCCAAAUAUUUAAGAAGAUAAAUUUUUAUAUAUAUAUUUACAUUCUUAUAAUAAAUUAGUUGAUAUUGUAAGCACUAAAAGUGCCACUUCUGCUUGUAAAGCAGUUAAAUCAAAGGUUCUGAACCAGUGACAGUAACUGUGUUACAUACCUAGUUUUUUAAAUUUAGGUAUUGAUAUUGUUGUCAUAUUUCUUACUCUCUAAAGAGAUUAAAACUAUGUAGUGGAUUAGUGGUAUAUGAGGGUGAGCAGAUCAUUGGGCACAUCUGCAGCGUUGAGUAUCCUUGUGAUCUAGUCACUGCCCCAAAUUGCACAGAGCUUCACACCGUCUGCUGUGCUGACCACAUUUAAUAAUUCAAGCCCAGUUGCUAAGUAUCUUUUGUUAUCAAUGUUAAUGUCUUUUCACAAUUAUUGGUAUUCAUCAGGAGCUCCUAUGUUUUUUCCUCCCAGUGAAAUAGACUGGGCAAGGAGGCUUGAGGUCAUAGUACAAGGUAGGUUAGUGUGGGCAUGGGUUGUAUCCAGUGCCCCAUGGAUGUGCUCUCCCUCUUACCACCAAACUAUCUACACCACCUGCGUCACCUGGCCGCUUCCCAGUGCGACACGACUGCCAAAAUCACCUCAUGCCUACCUGCAAAGUCCCACUUUGUUCCCUCUCCCAUAUUCUCUCCUAUACCAUCUUGGCUUUAGAGUGAUGGCAGGGGCAUGGGGCCUUGAAUUUAACCAAGGUCAAUCUGGAGACCCGAGGUUGCCUCGCUAUGGUCAGUGUUAGGCAAUAGCUGUGCACAUAGCCACAAGUGUAUAACCAUGUACAGUACUGGAUUGUUUUGCUGUGGAGGUUUCAAGCCUUCUAUAUUGUCAUUGUGGUCUGAUGUUGCGGAGGUUGCCUGGCCUGUAUGCCCACCCCAGUGGAAAAUGAUGGUGCUAGCAUCUACUUUGUGUGCACUUACCUGGUGAAUACACCUUGAUUACCUCAUACUUUCAUACUUAGAUAUGCUCUAUCUAAAUUAAAAUUUAAAUGAAAAUGAUUUAGAAUUAAUAGAAAUGUUUGAGUUUGGGGUUAUCAAAGUGAGUCAAGAACCAGUCACUGGUAGUCCUUAGGGACCUUGGUGGGUUGUAGGACGGGCUGGUUAGUUAAUGUAACAGUCUGGCUUAUGACACUCUGGCCGGACUCUAAACUACUUGCUCGUGAUAGUGUAAGUACAUACCAUAGAGCAUUUGUGCACCAAGUGAAAGUUGACCAAGUCAACUUUAAAGUGAAAGCAGAGCUUGUUUAUGGCAUAAGUGACUGUUGAAUUUUAUUUGUACCAUACCACAGAUAUGUCCCUAGUGUUAUUGAUAGAAAUUAGGAAUACUGUAGACGAGCCUAGCUCGUUAAACUGUAGCUUUUAGCCCUCCACCUGUUCUUUCUUGUGUGCAUCACCAGUGACCAUAGAGGAGGCACGCGAGUCACAUCUCACACACUUCUCGUCUUUGUCUUCAGCUUUUUCAUACCUCUUUCCUUAGUUUAACAAACUUUUCUUGUCUUUCAUUUAUAAAGUAUGUCAUGAUUGACAGGGCAACAUUUUCAGCCAAAUUUUAAACUCAUCCUACAAUUAAAAUUGGGGCUCAAGAGUUUUAUUAGUGUCUUAAAUGUAUAGUUGAAUCUGGAGAACACUACACAAAAUACUUUUAUGUGUUGUGCUUUUGGAAUUUAAUGUGAAUGGAUUAAUGUUUGGCUGAGAUUGUAGCAAUUGAGCCUUGGCUCUUGAGAGAGUGCAAGUUCUAGUGAUGUAAGGUCAGCCAAGCUGCGACUAAGGACGGCAUGUUAGGAGAAGCUACACCACAUGCACACCUUGUUGGUCUGUGAUAUUGAAAGAAGUUUGUUGGGUCCCAAAUGCUGCCCGAUAUUAAGGGUUUUUGAGCAGCAGCAGGUAGGGGGCACCCCACAUCUUUUGUCCAGAAGGAAAAUUGUGUUAGACUGAGAAUUCUUUAGAAUUCAUGUGUUUUAAUGACUAAUGUCUGUUACCAAAAUGAGUCAUGUGAUGACAAAGUUGAUUGUUCUGUGUAGCAUUCGAAAUGCUAAAACGCUUUUUCCAGUUACUGGAUGGUAGUUAUUUGUUAAUUGAACUGAGUGGUAAUUCAGUUAACUAGAAUGUGGCACCACAAAUCUUCAAGCACCAUUACAGUAGCAGCAACAACUAAAAUAUAUUUCCCUUCCUGGGUACUGUGUUAGUAGGAUAUAACUUUCAUAUGGAGAUUUGCUCAUUUAUUUUAAUUAAUUUUCCCUGUAGUGGUAAGCUGGUGAUAAGUCAAAGUGCCUUGUGACUUGUGAUAAAUUGUGGAUGGAGGAGCAUGUUUGCUCUCUCAUUUGAAAAUAAUUGCAAAGUUCCUGAAUACAUGGGGAUCAAUUGCUGUAAUUUCUUUGAAGCUUACGUUACAAUAUUGUCACUAUACCAGUAAAAGAUUUUUUAAUUUUUAGUGCUAUGCUUAAAGCUGCAAUGUGUAGUGAACUAAUUUUUUUUACUUUUGCAUUUCUUUAUAAAGAGAAUAAUUGAUAAUUUCACACAUUAGGCUAAUUGGUGCUUGAUGCAUUGGUUUUGCCACAUUCAGAAUGGCAAUAUAGAACUGCUAGAUUGUAUAGAGGCAUCAUCACAUUUUGGUGUGCGGUGACAUUUUAGAGGACCCUCUCGUGUGAAAGAAGGUGAAGUAGUUAUUGUCCAGCAAGAUAUGAUGUGCAUGUAAACCAUUAUUGGGAAAAGACCCUUCCAUGACAGAAUGGAUCAUACUCAACAGCAUUAAACAACUGUAAAGUAUCAUUCAAGGUCAGCUACAGCUGCAGACUGUAACAGUAUAGCAACAUUGUUGUUAGUGGUGUAACUACAAUAGCAUUUUUUUCACAAUUUCUAAACUACUUAAAAAGUAGCAGGUCUAAAUCUCAGUAGAUGGUCUUCAUGGAAGUGAAAUUAUUUGUUUGGUCAGACCCCCUUUAACAAUGGUGGCUUGUUGUAGAAUUUCAUACAUAAAUGUUAUUGACUUAAAUGGUUUAUUGGCAGAGCUCUAAAAGGCUGCAAGAAGUUGUGCAAAGUGUGACUUGACCAAUGAAGCAGAGGAUAAGCCACAGCGAACCCUCCACAGUGUAACAUAAGGCUGAUGUUGCCGUCCCAGAAGCUGUCUAACGUUCAGGAACCUGGGACAUCAGUAUGAUCAGAGUUGAUGACUACUUUAAGUUUAUUAUAUGAUUUUUCAUACUGAUUUUUCCUGGCAUGAUAAUUUUGUAUCUCCAUGUUUAAAGGAUUUUUAUGAUGCUACAGGCAUGGUAAGUCUUACCAGUAAUCCUGAUCUGACUUGAGUGAAAUUAUCACUCCUUAAUAUUUGACGAGGUUCCUAUUGAUGUCCCAUUUACCCUGUUAUGGUGUACAAAUCAACUGUAGAUAUGUCCCAAAUAUCUACAGCAUAUACAAGCUCAAGACCACACAUCCACUGUUCUUUCCCUUGUGCAAAUGAACCACAAACCAGGACUGCGUUAUGCAACAGUGUGGUUCGGUGGUGACUGUUAUGUUAGUACCACACUCCAAACUGUCCUCUUUUAAGUAAUUCCUCUGACAGCUUCUUGGGAUGCCUACAUGAGGUUCAACAAAUUUAAUUUGAGGUCACAACAGUGCCUCCACCAUGUGUUCAAACCAACAGAUGGCUGUUGUAAAUUCCUAAACAUACUACCAGUAAUUAAGUAAAAAAAUAUAUUGGGCAUUGUUGGAACUAGGCAUUUGAUUAAUAGUUGUGAAGAAUUUUUUUUACAGAGCUCCUCCAGUCUUUGAACAUACAUGAAUAAAUCGUAUUUACACGAGAAAUUUAUCAGUAUUCCUAUUAUUUCAGUGGCUAGUUUCUUGUUAACAAAUCAUUGUAGUAUACUGGUAGAGUGUUUAGGAAAACAGUGGUUAGCAGACUUGUACAAUAGCUAGUUGACAACUAUGGAGGUGACUCAAUUAAUCUUACCAAAUUGUGCAAAAAUUUAUUUCAAACUGAACCCCUCUCAUGAAGUGUAGUGUAUAAUAAUAUUACCUAGUAUACCAAAAAUUCAUAUGCAACAUAUUUGUGUGCCUGUGUGUGUGUGUGUGCAUGUGUAAUAUAUACAGUAUUUAAUUUUAUAAAUUUAAAAUUAUUUAAUAUGUGUACACUAUAUAAUUACACAAAAUAUGCAUGAAUAUCCAAACAGUUGUAAUUAAUAUUGGUUGAUGGCACACAUGAUCCCAGAGAAAAUAAAGCAGAUGGUAAGAAAAGCACUAUAUAUUUCAGCCUCAUUCUGAGGCUCUUGUCAUGAUACCUUAAUGCAAAUACAACACACAUGAUCUGGCACCUCUUUUAGUAAAGACAAAAUUACCAGAGUGACUACAGAUGGCAGUGUGUAUAAUGCACAAUAACUUGCACUAUUUAUACUGCAGCUGUAGUAAUCCCUUGUUUUUGUGAUUCUAAGUAUAUUUUGCUAACAUUUGAUACUAGGUGUCACCAAGGUUAGUAGCUGUAUUAACUUACCAAUAACUAUAGCUAUUGCCAAGUUAAUUGGGUUGUCAGGUGAAUAAAUCAAAGGGUUAGAAUAAUGUUCCUUCAUGGCAGACCAAGAGCUAAUACAUUUUUAUUUGAUGCAUAAAAAAUUACAAAUAAAAACAUCAAAGUACAUGAAACAACUUUGCUUGGAUGAAAUGUUUAAAAAGAUAGCCAAGAAGCAUGAGUGUCAUGGCAGUAGGCCUAUUUCUGAAGAUCCUCUAACUUCAACAUUAAGUGCUGUAUGACCCUUGUAGGUUUAGCACUUCUUUUUUAUUAUAAUAAUAAUUCAACAUUAAGUACCUCAGAUGUCCUCCCCAGCAACAUCACAAAACCAUGAUGAAACAGACCCUUAUGGGUUUAGCGCUUGGUUAUGAUUAUAAUAAUGCGAUGAUGAGACAGUAAUCCUGACAACCUAAAACAGUCAGACUUUUGUGGUUAGCUCUACAAUUCUAGUAAAAUUAUAAAAUUUACGACUUUGGGAGCAGUAGUACUGCAACUAAACCUCCUCUUUAUAUAAUUAUGUUUAAUUUAACUUCCCAACAGGUGAUGGUGCUUUAGAGACAUGGAAGGUGUACGAUUAGUGGGUCAGAGGUGUAUUGUUGAAUUAUCAUUAUAUGACCUCUGUUGUUCUGGCAAAAUCAGUAUUCCAACAAAGCUUAGGAAUCAAGGGUGCUGGAAAAUCAGUGUUGUGCCUGUACUACAUUCUGUUCUAUUUUCUCCUUAUAGAUAUAUACGUGCAUACAUACACUCAAACAUAUGUUAUAUAUAUAUAUUUUUUUUUAACAAGUCAGCCGUCUCCCACUGAGGCAGGGUGACCCAAAAAGAAAGAAAAUCCCCCAAAAGAAAAUACUUUCAUCAUCAUUCAACACUUUCACCUCACUCACACAUAAUCACUGUUUUUGCAGAGGUGCUCAAAAUACAACAGUUUAGAAGCAUAUACGUAUAAAGAUACACAACAUAUCUCUCCAAACCGCCAAUGUCCCGAACCCCUCCUUUAGAGUGCAGGCAUUGUACUUAACAAUUCGCAAACAGGUGAAAUUACAGUAGAACCCCCAUAUCCAUGGAUUUGGUAUCCAGGGUUUCAGUUAUUCAGUUUGCUGUGGCCCAAAAAUGCCUCUUAAUUUUGCAUAAUAAUGAUCCCAAAGCACAAAAGUAGAGAAGCUGGCAGUUCUUCAAAGCUUAAGAGAAGCUGUGAAAUGCUUCCUAUCAGAGAAAAAGUGAUAAUUCUCCACUCAUUGUGCAUAAUUUAUAAAUUAAACUUUGUAAUAGGUAUAUAUAAGACUUAUAUGUAGGGUUUGCUAUUAUCCAUGGUUUCGGUAUCCACGGCAGGUCCUUGGAAUGUAUCCCCCAUAGAGUAGGGGGGUCCUACUGUAUUUACAAACAUUAUCUCUCAGUCCACAGCAGGAUUCGAACCUCCACACUGCAUUAAAGUAUGUAGUAACUUCUCCAUUCUGCCAGAUCUUGGAUCUGGCUGAGUGAAGGUACUACAGACUUUGAUGCAGAGUGUGUAGGUUCAAAUCCUGUUGUGCACAGAGAUAAUGUUUGUAAUGUACAUACAUACACACACAUACACAUACAUACACAUACAUACACACACAUGCACAUACAUACACAC
Messenger RNA from Cherax quadricarinatus, 10734 nucleotides. RefSeq names its product protein tramtrack, beta isoform. Gene Ontology annotation, molecular function: protein binding; DNA-binding transcription factor activity, RNA polymerase II-specific. Lineage: Eukaryota; Metazoa; Arthropoda; Malacostraca; Decapoda; Parastacidae. Gene Ontology annotation, biological process: regulation of transcription by RNA polymerase II. Gene Ontology annotation, cellular component: nucleus. The record is from RefSeq and is a predicted model, not a curated record.